CUUUGUAUGUCUGUGUGCAAACCAUUCGGAAAAAUUAGACCACAUAUUAAAUACAACUACGUAAUUAUUUGUUUAUUGAUUUUAUAUGGAUUAUUUAAUACGGCAUGUAGAAGUCAGCUCAGGGACAUUUGUACGUGAUGACGUUGCUCAAAGAACGUAAUACGUUGCUGCUGAAAUGCUAAUUGAAAGCUAAGUGGCUACUUUCUACACCGUUCCUUGCCUCCUGUUGUUACCUGCGGACAAGCUGGCCUGAAAUACCAUUAAACUUGUUUAGGAAACCGUUAACAUUCUUCAGAGCAUCUCGGUGUCCGGUGUCGGGCCGUAGCUAUGGCUCUGCAAGGCCCGGAGGAGCUGGGGGAGCCGGUCGAAGAGCCGGAGGAUCUGGACGACCAGGACGCUAGCAGCAUCUCCCCGGCCGAGGAGAUAACGCUACCCCCAGGGCCUGGAGGCGACGAGGAGACGGAGGAGGCUCUUCUGCUGCCCUGGGACCGUUUCUCCGCCUGGCUGCACUGCAUUUGUGUGGUCGGCUUCGACCUGGAGCUCGGACAGGCGGUGGAGGUCAUUUAUCCUCAUCAUUCCAAACUGUCGGAGAAAGAGAAAACAAGCAUCUGCUACCUUUCAUUCCCUGACUCCAACUCAGGUUGCCUUGGUGACACACAGUUCUGCUUCCGGUUCCGGCAGGGUUCCAACAGGAAGACAUCACUUGGCUGCUUCUUGGAAACCACUGACAGAGACGCGCCACCUUGUCUGAAGAGGGAGCAGGGCCAUUACUACGGUUAUGUGUACUUCCGUCAGGUGCGAGACAAAUCUCUGAAGAGAGGAUACUUCCAGAAGUCUCUCGUCUUGAUCAGUCAGCUGCCCUAUGUGACCUUCUUCCACUCGCUGCUGAAGAUUAUGGCUCCUGAAUACUUUGAGAAACAGGAGCCCUGCCUGGAGGCUGCUUGUAAUGACAUCGAUCGCUGGCCAACGCCUCAUCCUGGACGAAUCCUGACGCUGCCUAUCAUGGGUGUAGUCCUCAAGGUUCGCAUCCCAACCUCUUAUGAUAAACCAGGAACGUCACAGCUGGUCCAAUCCGCCCAGAGUGAUAGCAUGGUGUCCAUUGUGCUCCCAACAAUUCAUGAAGUGGACCUCUUCAGGUGUUUCUAUCCAGUCUUCUUCCAUCUCCAGAUGCUUUGGGAGUUGGUGUUGCUGGGGGAGGCACUUGUUGUCAUGGCGCCAUCGCCAGCAGAGUCAUCUGAUACUGUGCUAGCGCUGGUCAGCUGCAUUGCUCCUCUGCGUUACUGCAGUGAUUUCCGGCCGUACUUCACCAUUCAUGACAGUGAGUUUAAGGAGUACACCACCAGGACGCAGGCUCCGCCGUCAGUCAUUCUAGGAGUGACCAAUCCUUUUUUUGCAAAAACUCUGCAGCACUGGCCGCACAUCAUCCGCAUCGGAGACAUGAAACAAGCAGGAGAGAUGGCCAAGCAGAUGAAAGUCAAGAAACUGAAAAACCUCAAAACUCUGGACUCUAAACCCGGUGUGUACACUGCAUAUAAACCGUAUCUCAACAAAGAUGAAGAAAUCAUCAAACAGCUUCAAAAGGGUGUUCAACAGAAGAGACCCUCUGCAGCCCAGAAUGCAAUUCUUCGACGCUACUUCUUAGAACUUACACAAAGCUUCAUCAUUCCACUGGAGCGGUACGUGGCCAGUCUGAUGCCUCUCCAAAAGUCCAUCAGUCCCUGGAAGAGUCCUCCUCAGCUACGACCGUUCAUACAGCAGGACUUCAUGAAGACACUGGAGAAAGCUGGACCUCAGCUUACGUCCAGACUGAAAGGAGACUGGAUAGGACUCUACAGGCAUUUCCUCAAGUCUCCCAACUUUGACGGCUGGUUCCGCAACAGGAGGAAAGAGAUGACACAGAAACUGGAAGCCCUGCACCUCGAGGCGCUGUGUGAGGAGGAUCUACAGAAGAGAAUCCAGAAGCACACUGAAGUGGAGACAGUCGAUCUGGUCCUGAAGCUGAAAGACAAACUGACUCAGGCGGAGAGGGAGAAGUUACCGGUGCGUCCCGGGACCUUGGAGAAGCUGAGAGCCCAUAUCGAGGGUGUCAUCCUGACCUUACCAGAGGACCUGCAGGGCAUCCUUCACAAGCCCACCACGCUCUGACCUCUAACCCUGCAGCCUGCAACACUAACCCCAGUUAAAGCUUGUUUUAAAGUUUUGGGUGGGGGUGCCUAGUGGCUUUCCUCCCAGUCGGUUUCCAAGGUGAGGGUGACGUGGACCCUCUUUUACUUGGACUGGGUGCCAGUUUAAAUCUGCUCGGGUCUAAGAUGGAAAGCACAUACUUGGGUGCUAGCUCACAAUGAGUCAGACUAAACAGCAUUUCAGUGAUCAUGGGUUUUUUUUUUAAAUUUUUUUUUUUAUAAAGAUGACCAGUCGAACCAGGAUCGAUUAGGAAGUGUUUAAAAACUGCUACUUUUUUUUUUUUUUUUGUAAAAUCACUGCUACAUUACUACAUGAAGAAAGCCUGGAGGGCUCGAUCCUGAUAGCAUUUUCUGAACAGUCUGAGGCUGCGUGCACAAGCAACAAGAAGAUUGACUUUUACUGACCUUUGACCCUGGGCGUUUUUACCUCCUUAACAUUUUUUUUUUUUUAAACUUUGAUGGCGGGUCGCUGCAGUCUAAAUGAACAAAAUCCGGAAAUGUAAAAAGUUUCCCAAAGAAGUGCACUUCAUCCAUAACAGGACCAGUGUGCCCUUCUCACACCACACACCUUUAUGCAAACAAGCUGAGCCAAGCAGUGCUUUAUAAUGGGAUGUUACUAAAACACACACACAGCACUAACCACCAGCGACCCCUGCAAUAACUCUCUGCAGGAGCCAGUCAUCUUCUUUUAUCCAUGUCACAUGAUUGUUACAUGACCUAUCAAAACAAAAUUCAGAAUGGUUUUUAUAUUUGUUUGUUUUUUUGUUGUUGUUUGCUUUGUUUUGUUUUUUUAACUUCUGAAUUUUUGUGUCACUGUUGUGUAAAAUCAUGUAGAAUCUCCUCCGACAGGUGAGGAAAAUCUUUGACCUGCUCGAGUGUGAACUUUACAAGCCCGUAUCCACCAAGAAAGAAAAAUGGAUCAUUUGAAAAAUACUUGCAGCAAUGCAAAUUUAAAAGAUACCUUUUAAAAGAAAAAACGUUUUUCAUUUGAAUGAAUGAGAGGACACCAAAAAAUAUGAGCUAGAGCCCAAAGUUUGAUUUCUAGAGAUAAUUAUUGUUUUAUGAUAAUCGGUAAUAAUGAGAGAUUAACUUUCUGAAAUACUGUGUGUUGUUUUGUGAACUUCCUUCUUUUCUCCUGAUUAGUUUCUGUGUCACUAUCACAAUGAGGUUAUUCCUGUAUCUUAUUGACUUCGAUUUUAAAGGGUUCACAAAAUUUUUCUUAGAAGUUAUUUGGCCAUUUUAACACUUUUAAACUUGAAGUAUUUUCCAAUUUCUUAUAUUUAACUCUUUUAAAAAAAAAUUGAAAUGAUGGAAUGGACUUUUAUUGUGAAAAACUGAAGCUUGAGCCUUCCUUUCUUUCUGGAAAGUUUUUCACUGGUUCAUAAAAGUAAUAAAAUCCAGCAAAUGUCCCUGUAAUGUAGAGAAAAGUGGGGGAUCACUGCAGCAGUUGGCGCCACAUGUUUGAUUUGGCAUCUUUAAAGCUGUUUACUCUUCCUAGCGCAAUUCUUAAACGUUUGUUUCUCAUCGCAGGAUCAAACUGCAUAUCUGUUUCCGCUCAAGACCGUUCAUAGAAAAAUAAACUUUUUAAAAGCCAAAACAGCUCUUUUAAGCAACUAUUUUAAUGCACUUUCAAGUCCUUACUAUGAACUGAAAUAAACUGUCAGUUGUUUUGACUUUAAAAAGGUUUAUUUUCUGUUUAGUUUUUUCCUGAAAAAUGUCAACUUCUUGUACAAAGAUAAAUAGAAGCUGUUCUGUCUUAUUCACCUGAAAAAAAACCCGUUUUUGAUUGUAGAGCAGUUUGGAUGACACAAAGUCUGAGACUCAGUAAGGGUGGAGUGCUCCAUGUGGAUUGGGAAUAAGUUGCUACCUGAAUUGGAGGGUUUUGUGUGUUCUUGUUCAGGAGUGAGGGUGGAGUGGAGCGGGAGCUGGGCAGACAGAUUUGUGUGGAGUCAGCUGUGGUACAGAGUGUUAAACUGAAGCUGCUUAUCUACAUUUCUACCCUCACUGUUGUGAGUACUGCGUGAUGGCUGCAGAUACAAGCUGCGAGCUUCCUUUGAAGUUUGCUGAGCUCUCCCUUAGCGAUAGGGUGUGGAGCUUGGUCAGAGUACAGCAGCUCUUCUCUACAUGGAAAGGAGGCAGUUGUGGUGGUUCAUCAGCGUAAGAUGCCUCCAGAGCAUCUCCUAGAUGAGGCGUGUUAGGCAUGUCCUGCUGGAACGAGGUCUCAGUGCAAACCAGGACACGCUGGAGAGAUUGUCUCUCAGCUGGCUUGUGAACACUUGGUUGUCUCCCCAGAAGAGCUGGUGACAGGGAGUUUUAGAUGACUCUGCUGAGGCUGCUGGGCCUGUGAACUGGUUCCAAAAAGGAGGCAGAAAAUGGAUAGAUGGAUGGGGGGCUUUCAAAAAUGGCACUGCUGUGCUUUAAAAUGUAUUCAUUCUAAUGACUAACAAACAAUGAACUUUGUAUGUAAAAUAGUGGUCACGGUUGCUCAGGAUAAUACACAGAUGCUGAUUCUUCACAUUAUAUUUAAUUUUAGGAGGUUUAAAUUCUUUUGAGACUUUUUGUUUGUUUGCUUGUUUUACCUCAAACCUUUCAAAAUGAGCUAAAGCUAUCGAACACAUUGUGAACAAAAACCACUUUGACUAAAGAGAUCUCGACUGGCUGCCCUAUAUGUAAUACCACUUUGUACCACAAGAUGGUGCAGUGAGUCAGUGUAACCGUUAGUUAACCUGUCAGAUUAUUUAGAGCCCAUAUUAACAAAAUGAAAAGUGUUUGUGUGGAAAUAGAUAUAAAGCUAAAAAUUUAUAUUAAAAGUCAAGCUGCAGCAACAGCUCCUUCAUAGCACACAAUGAUUAAACAUGAAAAUCAGGAAAGCCAGCUAAAUGUUGAAUUUUAUGAUUGCAUCACUAUGAUCUGUGAUAUUUCAAAGAUUUCUGUACAUUUUCUAAAACGUAAAAGCAAUAAUGGUUUAACAACUUGGCAGUUUGUAUUUUCAGAAAACAAAUUAAAACGCCUCGUUCUCAUUUUUCUGAAAGAGAAUACAUACGUCGGCACAUACAGUUAUUUUAUGUUUGCAUUGCACAUCAUCGGAACAUUGAAUGGACUUGCAAGCUUGUGGAUGUGUUUUCCUGCCAUCAUGUAACAGCUGUUUUAUAAAUGCUUUGAAUUUUGCCUUUUUUAUUACGCAGACAACUGUAAAGACAAAAAAAUGUACUGGUUGGAAUAACCUGCGACAUCUGGUUGUUGGGCAACCAUGCAAAUUUUAUAUUUGUAUUUUAAAAACAAAAAAAACAGUAAUAUUUUACAACUUUUAAUUUUUUAAUGGAGGGCUAUUCUUAUUCCACAGUGUAGCAACUGAGGAGUUUUUUUGUACAUAAAGCUGUAAAGUAAAAUGUUCGCCCACAUAUGAGGAUGUAUGAUAAUUAUUUUGCUAUUCAAACAGAUGUCUUUGCUAAUUAUUAACUAUAGUGACGCCACUGCAGCGCUGAAUAGCUUUUACGAGAAUAUUUACACUGCUCUGGAGGCACAGGGACAUCUUGAAUUUGUAGAUUUUUCUCCAAAAGAAACAAGUCUCUUAUCAACAGAGAUGUGAUAAGAGACUGGAACAUCAGGAAGGUUCAAAUCACGCCAUCAAAAACCCAAAUUAUAUACAAAUGAGGAGAUGAAAUCUAACAGUAUUUAAUAUUUAUAUGAAAAAGUAGCAAUAAUGACAUUUUAAGUUAUUCUGUAAAUUUGCAAAAAAUUAGAAGAAAGAAGUUGAUUAAAAUCAAAAUAGUGCAGUGAGACGCUGAACUACAAACAGUUACACCAUUAUUUACAAUAUUAUCAUUUAGCAUUAUUAACUUGAUAUUUAAUUUUUAAACAUCGUGUUUAUCAUCAGUAGUUCUCGUGUAGGGUGACCAGAUCCCAGUAAACUACGUUAAGAUAAAAAUGUUUAGUUUUAGGUCACAUGUUUGACUUUGAUCAUGUGACAUGUCAUUUGAAUGCAUUUUCCCUGACUUUGAGAAGCAUAAAAUGAAGCUGAUGUUUAUUUCUGUGGUCUUGUCUCGCAUUUCCUUUUUCUUUCUUGUGUUAGAACUGCUGUUCUGUCUGAUAAUUAUCUUUUGAUUUCAUUCUAGAUCCUCACAUCAGCAGAAAGGUUUUCUAGACACGUUUCCUGUGAAACACGUGCUUACUUUAGUAAACCUUAACAAACUAUGUGGAGAUGGUCUCAAAAUGUGGAAGAAGGGAGAUGAAAUUUAAAUGACCUGGUCACCCUAUUCUUAAGGUACUCCUAGAUAUAAUCUGCUUUUUUACAGCAGGUCUAAAUCUGCUGCUUCUCUCUGUAUGAGGGAUAUGCGAGUUCCUGUCAGACAGAUGGUUAAAAUAAAAAUCUGUUUAUGGCAAAUAAUUCUGGUUUGAUGGAGGAUGGAUGCUUCAAACACCUGGUUAAGGUUAGACUUAAACUUCUGUUUUAAAUACUGUCUUAUGCAGCAGUGGCACACAUUUAGAAAUUAGAUUUAAAAGUCCCUUCAGAGGCAUUUUCCCCUCAUAUUAAUAUAAAGUGUGGAGAAAAGACAAAUUCAAAAUGUCUCAAAGCCGUUGUUUUUAAUAUGCAUUUUGGCUCCAUUGACUUUUUAUUUUAUGUUUUUAAAUUGAAGCCAUAACCACUACACUUGACCACUCUGACAGCCUGAAGGACUGCAGCUGUGGUUAUGAGACGCGUUAUGAUGAAAGUCAUGCUGACCUACUUUUUUAAUAUAAGCAAAUGAUUAUUGAACUUGUUUGAGUGGCCUUCCUGCUGUGCAUCUUUCAUAACAUUGUUUUUGCUUCUGAAACGGUAUUACAGUGAAACAAAAUUCAUCCAGCAGCUGUUUGUGAUGGUUGAUGCAGAUGACUGACAGCUGCUGCUAAAACUCAUGCAGCACGUCGCAGUUUGAUUAAAUGUUUGAAAAGGCUGCUGUUUGAAUGAGGUCAGAGGAUUUUUCAUGCUACAUGUCUCGUUCAGUGGGGUCACUGAUGUUAACUGAUGUGUUUUGUUUUGUGUCAUUAAACUGACUUCUUAAAAUGUAAA
Molecule: messenger RNA, 7233 nt
Organism: Oreochromis aureus
Lineage: Eukaryota; Metazoa; Chordata; Actinopteri; Cichliformes; Cichlidae
Gene: dennd6a
Product: DENN/MADD domain containing 6Aa
Exons: 19
Coding region: 328-2145 (605 amino acids)
Cellular component (GO): recycling endosome
Molecular function (GO): guanyl-nucleotide exchange factor activity
Source: RefSeq, a predicted model, not a curated record